Molecule: messenger RNA, 303 nt
Organism: Cooperia oncophora
Lineage: Eukaryota; Metazoa; Nematoda; Chromadorea; Rhabditida; Trichostrongylidae
Source: the annotation of a GenBank genome assembly
AUGGCACAGAAACCAUUUAGUGAUGAAACAAUUAGUGCUAUAUUACCACUUCUCGAUGAUACAAAUUUUGUACGUGAAUUAGGCGAGGAAUUAAAACAGGUCUUUAAGAAAGACAAGGGAUUUGACAAGAAGAUGUUUGAACGUCAAUUAUCGGUAAUGCGUGGACAGAUCUUCAAUUUGAGAGAAGCGCUUCGCACGAAGAAAAUGCCUGCUCAGUAUAUGGUGGAAGUGAAGCAGAAAAAGCGACGACAACGUUUUCGUUCAGAAAAUGAGGAUCGGACAGACAAUGAAUGUAAGUCUUGA